GUAGCUGUCUCUGUGGAAAGAGCGACUGCCAAGCCGGACUUGUGAAGUCAGUCAGUCGCAACUUGCAUGUGAAAGGGCCUUGGAGCUUUCCACAUCUAAAACCAUCGCAUCCUUGAUCUCUCUACCUAGCUUACCGACAUCAUGUCGGCGACUCAACAACUACACACAUCACUGCUGCGCGCACCCAUCCUUCACAUCCUGCGUGCCCAGGGCUUCCACUCGACGCGACCAUCAGUGCUGGACACUCUCGUCAACAUCACCGAACGCUACCUAUUACUUCUUGCCGAAACGACGAGGGACCAUGCUCUGCUCAAUCACAACGACCCGAUACCCACCGUCACUGAUGUCCGCAUGGCUUUGACCGACUGCGGCACUCUCACGCCCGUCCUCACAGCCGCCGAACAAGACUGGUUGGAAAAGUUCAGACGACCACUAGAAGACUUUGACGACCUUAAGCAUGGUGAUAUCCGAAGAGAAGGAGAGCUACGGCGACGCGACGAACAAGAUACUCAGGAUGUUCGCGACUUCAUCAAAUGGAUUGUCGGUGACCAAAACCGCGAGAUCCGUCGCAUUGCUGGCGUCUUGCCUGAACCUGGCCCUGGAGGCACCGUCAACGGCGAAGACUAUCUGACCGUCUUGAAGAAGAAGCACAGCAAGACGGGUGAAGAGUCAAGGUUUCAGGGAACUGUACUCGGAAAGCCCGCAGAGGACAGACCACUCAAGAUCGAAGGCGGCCCUGUGGAGACUCUGACCGAAUGGAACAAUCUCAUGCACGACCACUCCGAGCACCAACUACCUACGACAAAAGACGCCGCCGAAAGUCCGCAUGAGGCUGAGAUCGACGAGCAGCAACUACUGAUGGAUGUGUCUUGAGGAGCCUCCACUUUAACUUGACACUAUUAUAUCCAUCAACAACCACAAUCCUCCAAGCGGGACUAGCUUCUCUACAUGACCUCGGCACAGAUCGCCGAAAACGGCUGUCGAGUUGUCCUUUAGACC
Molecule: messenger RNA, 999 nt
Organism: Aureobasidium pullulans EXF-150
Lineage: Eukaryota; Fungi; Ascomycota; Dothideomycetes; Dothideales; Saccotheciaceae
Exons: 1
Coding region: 142-873 (243 amino acids)
Molecular function (GO): protein heterodimerization activity
Source: RefSeq, a predicted model, not a curated record